UGCAAGAUGUCCCGAGCAACGACGCCAAAAUAUGAUGUCAUUGUAGCACAUACCAAAUUAACCUGGCCCUAAGGCCAUGAUCGUAUUUCCCUAGGGCCUCUCGCAGAACCCUUACUUCGGAAGCAAGGUACGGUUCUAUUGAAGAAGAUAUCGGUUUUAGGAGGUUGAAAUGCCUCUAGUUUUUCAAAAUGUAAGAGUUCAAAGGUAACGAGGUGCAGAAAAGUAAAUCUACACUACUCGACAAGUGAGGAAGCUUAAGAGGAAGAUGUUGCACAUGCAAGCUCCCCCUAGAGAUCCUUUGACUUUGCUACGAUUUUGACUACACAUAGUCGUGUUUAUGGGAACCCAAAAUGGAUUUCUCCUCUUACUAUGCUCCUAAUUGCCGUUUCCCCCCUUACGAUAGUGAUCGUGGGUCUCAAGAUUAAUCAAGGCACGUGGGAGAGUUGACCUUUAGACUGCAUAUCUCAUGUUAUGUAAUAAGGCCACUUCCAAACGUGUAUGGUAGUCGAGGUGUAGCUAUGCAGAAGUUCAUACCUGUCACAUCUGCCAUGCAUAGGCAUCUCGAAACCAUAAGCACGACAAGGAAAAUAAGGAUACAAACUUCUAUGCGCAAUCAAGAAUCAACUCUUGAUCGUUUUUAGGUCUAUCCCUAUCAAUCCCAUGGAAAUUAUCAGAUCUAGUAGGAAGAGAUGGUGACCCUACAUAUUUCUAUUUUGAGGAGUUCGAAGCAGUUUGACCGAUUGAGGAUCGAUCAUGAGAGACUGUAAUUUCCAGUCUCAUCCUCCCACGAAGUCGGGUAUGAGGAUAUAGCCUUUGAAGCUAGUCCCCAUAUUAAGCAUACAAUCGCAUCAACGAUAAACCAAACGAAUAACAAAGAAGAAAGAGAAGAAAUCUAAUCAUAUAUAUCCCAAUAUCAAGAGUUACAAAGUCAGAGAACAUCUAGGGUUCGCAAACCUAUACAACUAAGGGAACUAACCAGACAUGGGGAAGGGUUCCCGAGGCAAUCAUCGAUCGAAACAACCUUUCCAGAGAAUCUCUAAAAACGGCGGCCGCAAGAGAGAAAUUAGGACAUAGGCUACCAUUUUUGCCAUCAUUUUUUCUUCAGCUCAGCUUCGUUCUAGGUCAGGUGUCCCUCUUUGUCGGCAUAGUGACGACCGUUUAAUGCCUUCUAUCACUGUCUAUCGAGUUUUGGACCUCAUGGAUAUUUUUAUAUGACUUUGGAUCAAUUUUUCAUGCAAGAAAAAUUGGCUUUUAGCGCGUCUUCUAAGCUUCCACCAAGAUUCCUCGACGUAGGCACCAUGUGAUACGACCCCAUUCACCCCACAUGAUGUCACUCGAUCUCAAAUUGGAUCUCUACAUGGACCCUGGGUCAAGAGAUGGUUUAAAAGGCUUAAAGAGAGCUUGGGAGCAUUCAAGGUGGAAGAAAAGGGCUCUACAAGCUAGGGCUACGAAUUUGUUGAUGUGAAAUUGAUUGACAUAAUAUAUAAUUCUCGUGGUCUAAAGAUGAAGGUCCGAGUAUGACGAUACAAAGACCAAAUUGAAUCAUUCUUGAUGGAUCUGGAUUUACUAGAAGGAAAUCCCAUCAGAUUGCUACGAUUUAUGGACCAGAAUGAAGAGAAUAUGGGCUUGGAGGAAGGAGAAGUGAAUUCGGCCUUAAAAGGAAGGAAGAUGUCUCAUGGUGUGAGCACAAGGUGUGAAAGGCAUACAAGUGUGAUUCGGGCCUAAUUGUACACUUUUUAUCCCCGUUUCUCUUUGAUGCUUGUGGCAAUUGAGCUCCAAAAGGAGUGGGUUUACGCUAGGUUUCUUGUGUUUCAAUGUGUUUUAGAGUCUAACUGGUGAAACCAACCCCAGAGUCAAAAGUUGGAAGAAAAGGAGCAAAGACCGGGCAAAGAGGAGGAUUCAGCCAGAAUUUACGGUCCAACAUUGGAGUUCACGGUCGCCAAGACCAUGAACUGGAACCACAAACCGUGAACAGCAAAGCGUCGAGAGGGUUUUCUAAGGUUACUAACUAACGUCAAGGCAGUUCACGGUCGCUAAAACCGUGAACCCCAGAAGUGAAGCGGUGCGUUUUGAUCCAUCUCACUGAGUUCACAGACGCGUUCUAAUGUUCACGGCUGUGAACUAGGGCUGUGAACUGGGCACGAUCUCAGUAUAAAUGGAGAGCUAAAAGGAAGAAGAAGAGGAUCGCAAAGUGAGAGAAACCUUCUUCUUCUUAAAACCCUAGAGAGAGAAAGUCACAAACCAAGAGGGAGACGAGGCUACGGUUUGCUCCAAGUGAAGAUUUUGGGAAGUUCCUCUUUUUUGGAGGAUCUCUUCAAGCACAGUAGAGUUGGAGGCAUCACAAUGAUGGUUUCUUUAUUCCUCUUUUGUGUUCUUCAUUUGUCUAGCAUGGAGUAGUUUCACUUUUCACUCAGGUGUUGUAGAACCCGAGCUAAGCUUCUCACCAAGAGUUUUCCACCCUUUUACUUUUCAAAGUCUUGCUUUUAAAUCGUAGAUUGUAGAGAUUUCAACAAACAAAAAUCCACUAGAUAAUGUUUCAAACAAUCAAAGUAGGGGUACUUGGGUCAACCCGGGUUGAUAUUUAAACAUACUUGCCCUAUAUUGCACCCAUCUAAGGUUUAUACUUGGGCCUUAGGUGGGAUUUUAUUGUGAUAGUUGGAGCGAGUCAAGUUUUUGGUGCCGUUGCCGGGGAACUUCGGUCCGUUAUCUUGAAAAAAUUGUUUGUUGUUAAUCUAGCUUUUAUUUUCAGUUUUGCUAAGUGUGCUUGUGCUAGACGUGUUGUGUUCUUUAAGUGUGUGUAGGGAGGUGCAUGACCCGGAGCAAUUCGACGCCUUUAAUACCACUGGACGAGGACAUCAACCUGACUCUCCGACUUUUAGCUCGAGAGAGGGAGCUAGCGGAGGUAAGAAGGAGAAUUGAAGAGAGGGGACAACAAGUUGGUCUCGGAUUUGAAGGAAUUGAAAGAGAAGUUGAAGUUGAGAUAACGGGGAAUCAACAUCGAGGUGAUAAUCCGCUUCAAAACGAAAAUGAGUAAGCGGGAGCCGAGGAAGAGCCAAGGACUAUGGGCUAUUACAUGGCUCUAAGGGCGACGGAUAUCCAAUCUCGCAUCUUACAUCCACCCGUGGCCGCCAACAACUUUGAAAUCAAGCCCGCUCUUAUUACGAUGAUUCAAAACAACGCCUUAUUCCAUGGGCUUGCCAAUGAAUCGCCACGAGAGCAUGUCCAAAGGCUUCUUGAGCUUGCGGGAAGCUUGAAGAUAAAUGGCGUCCCUGAGGUGGCAUUGCAACUGAGGCUAUUCUCCUAUUAUUUGGCGGGGAAGGCUCUCUGAUGGCUCAACAACCGUCCGGCUUGAUCCAUCACCUCUUGGGACGAUUUACUCAACAAGUUCAUGACCCGAUAUUGUCCUCCUUCCAAGAAGGCCGAGUGGAGGAAGAAGAUCGCUCACUUUGAGCAAGAGGAAGAUGAGACUUUGAAGGAUGCAUGGGAAAUAUUCUCCGACUACUUCCUUCAAUGCCCUCACCAUGGAUUCGAGGAGAAAUUUCGGAUAGAGACUUUCUAUGGAGGUCUCAUUCAAGAUGAUAAGAUUCUCAUCGACUCUCUUUUCCAAGGGAAGUUGAUGAACAUAACCCCACCUCAAGUGAUCGAGUUGCUCGUAGAUAUGGCUCUUAAGGGAUAUGAUUGGGGCUUGAAAAGAAGUGGUAAGAGAAGCAUCGUAAGAGGAGUGUGAAGUGUGGGAGAAAGUGCUCCACUUGAGGAAAAGCUUGACAAGUUGAUCGAGGUGAUCCUCAAGGACAAGAAGCAAGGGAAGAGAGUGGUGAUGUCUAGUGAUUGGUGUUCAAGCACUAAUCAUGAAAUUGCGGAUUGCUAAGCAAUGAAGGAGACAAGUACCCCCGAGGAGCAAGUGCGUUUCAUUGCUAAUGCUAGAGGGAACAACCCUAAUAGCAACACCUACAACCCCGGGUGGCGCAAUCAUCCAAACUUCGUUUGGUCUUCCCCUACCAAUCCAAUACCUCCUGGUUUCCAAGGUCCAACGGGAAACUAUCAACCUCGGCCAACUUUCAUCCAAUAAAGGCCUCAAUUCCAAAACUCGAACUUCCAACAACCAUACCAAGCACAAGGUGGUCAAGGGUUUCAACAGCAACAACAAGUCGACAAGUUCUCUAAAAUUGAAGACCUUGUGACCACCUUUGUGAGUACAAGCUCUCAGAAGUUUGAGAAGAUUGAGCAAUUCAUGGAUGUGGCAACCUCCAAGUUUACCUCAGUUGAGGCGAGACUCUGAAGUCAUCAAGCAAGUCUAUAGAACUUGGAAGUGCAAAUUGGCAGUCUUGCCCAGAUCCUCACCGAGAGACCGAAGGGAGCCCUACCUUCUCAAACCAUUACAAACCCCAAGGAUCAUGCCGGGGAGAAUGCAAUUCAUUUGAGAAGUGGGAAGGUGAUUCCGGAGGUAGUUGCCAAAGAAUUAAAUGAGAAAGAAGACCCUCUACCCGAGGUGGAGAAGAAGAAACCUCGGGAAAAAAGAGAGGAGUGGCGAGGAAGGCAUCCCCAACGCCACCACCUGUGGCUAAGUACACGCCACCCUUACCUUUUCCCACGAGGGUGCACAAGAAAAGAUUCAAAGCGGAAUGUGGAGGUUUCAUGGAGAUGCUCCGAAAGCUCCACCUGAACAUUCCCUUCCUUGAAGCAAUGACCCACAUGCCAAAAAGGCAUAUUCCCCAUGUCCUAGAACCUAGCCAGUCAUUUGAACCCGAGCCUAAGACCUUCGGACAAACUAGUGAUGAUAGUUGUCUUAUGAACUCUAGCAUUUAGAGGUUACCGUCAUGGUGAAUGGAGGAUAGGGCUGACUUUUGAGUGCACAUAUUUUGCAUGAAAAGUCUUGCCCCCACUGGUCGAGAGUGAGUUAUUCAUUUAUCUUUUCAUGUUCAUAUCAUACAUUCUGGUGAGGACCUAGUUUGCUCGAUCGUUUGUUCCUAGGACUUUAUCUUUAUGCAUGGAUAACUGUGAUUGGUGAGUCGUCAUGGAAGGUUAUGUGUUGGUUUGUGAACAAGGUGAGCACUCUUCGUUUGCACGUUCUUAAUGUAUUCGAGUAUCAUUUGUGGUGGUUUUCAGGAUUGCUUGUUGUUGUUCAUAUGUCGGUGCCAAAUAGGCAUUGAGAUCCAUCCCCUUUGUGCCCUUUGAUAUGUCCCCGAGUUAUUGUGUUUAAGUUGAGAUAUUACCUUGUGUGUGAUUGGUUUGCUUAGGGACAAAAAAACGUCCAAGUGUGGGGGAGUUUGAAUCGGGCAUAGUUACUCAUGUUUUUACCCCAUUAUCUUGUGAUGUUUGUGGCAUUUACAUCGCCCGAGGAGCAAUUUUACGCUAGGGUUGUGCGUGUUUUAGCAUGUUUCAGAUCUAAGCAGGUGGAAUUGACCUCGGGAGCGAAAGUUAAACGAAAGAGGGCAAAAAUGGAGGGAAAUGGACAAACAGGCAGUGAUCAUGCCUAAGGUUCAAUUAUCACGGUCAGCCGACCGUGAAGAUGGAGCCCAUACCGUGAAGAUGAACAACUUCCAGAAGGCUUUGCACGUCGAGCGAGCAAGUCUGAUGUCACGAUCACCAGACCGUGAAAAUUUCCACCCAAUCGUGAAGUCUAUCAAUGAAACGACGCAUUUUGGGUCGAGAUUACGGGCAGGCUUCCAACAUCAGAGGCGUGACAAUUAACUGGGAAAAGUGUCUGAUUGGAGUAUAUAAAGAGAAGAGAGCUGAAACCUAGGGGAGAGUUCUAGAGUGAGAUUAGGUUCUUCUUCUUUAGUUAGAGAGAGAAUGUCACAAACCAAAGGAGAAAAAAGAGGGUUUUGACCACCCAAAGCUUGAAGAGUGGAGAUCUCUCCUCCAGUGAGGCAAUCUUAGAAUGGAAGCAUCUUACCAUUGUUGAUACCUCAAUCUUUGUUGUAUUCUUCUUCUUAGUCAUGGAGUAGUUCUCCAAUUCACUUGGGUAUCGUGAACCCUAGUCUAGAAUGUGUUAGAUAGUAAGAAUUAAACUCUAUGUGUGUUGGGUUUGUGUUGAAUAUAAUUUUUGAGGUAUUAUUCAUGAAUCUUGAGUGUUGUUCUUCAUAUCUCAAUGUUAGUUCAAAUUGACCUAGGUGGAGGAAAUCCCCCUUUGGACCAUAUGAAGCUAGAUUUCUUAGCCAAUUGGGUAACCCCAUCUAGGGCAAUUAAGGGCAAGCCUCGAACAACAUAUUAGUGCCAUGAAUACAUACGUGAUUGCUUACUUUUUGCCGUUCCAAAUUAGCUUUCAAGGGAUUGGUCUUUGCAAUCCUUAGUCGAUUAGUAAAGAGAGCUAGCUUCCUAGCUUAUUGUGACAACCUUGAUAAAUCGAUUAAGAGAGUUGGGUUCUCCUACUGAUAGCAUCCUCCUCACGGUAUAUAAUCACACUCACCACACUAGAGUUACAUUCGGUUGACCUUGACAUGAGACUAGUGGGAGCAAUACCCGGGUGAAGCUUUCUCACAUCGAAUUCACCAUAACUUAUUUUCUUUGCUUGCUUUUAUUUCUAGUUCUUUAGAUUUAACUCCAAACUGUUUACUAGAUAACAUUUUAAACGAUUGACGUAGGGGUACAUGGACCGCCUCAGAUUGACAUUUAAAUACUUGCCCCGGUCUACACCCGGUCGUUGGUUAUACUUGGCCAUCGAUUGGGAAUAGUGUAGUUAGUAGCGAGUUAGUCAUCAACAUCAUUAUAUCUCAUUCUCACUCUAUGGAGUAGACACACUUCUCAAUCGGGUAUGAGGAAACGUAGUCUUGUUUGCUGAAUUGGUGAUUGUUUAACACUAUAGACAGCUGAAGUCAUAGUUUAUAUCGUAUCAGCUGUCUAUAGUUUAUAUCAUAUUAAUGCAUUAUUUAGUGAACCGUUUGAAUAUUGAUCAAGGUUUUAUGAUUUUUGCUAACCUUGGAGAGAUAGAAAUUCGAAUAGGUUGAUUAGAGUAACAUCAAUUGGAAGUAGGGAACCGAUUGCAUAAGAGUAUUUUUGUCAUCAAUCAAUCGGAACCCAACUCUAUGAAUGCUAGUCUACUUUUUCACCUAUACACCUUUCUUCUAACAUAGCAACAAUUAAGUUUAGGGCUGUAUAAUGUUGAAACUAGGGGCGAUAUAUGAUUUUAAAUGAGUAAUCUUGAUGAUUAAUGGUCUCUUUUGUAAUAGUUUGGAUCUGUCGAUCGUGCAAGAGAUAUGAUAGAGGUAAAAGAAUUUACCGAGGAGAGACCUUGAAUGCUCUUCCUCUUGAGACUUCAGUGCCUCCCUCUCAACUUCACUAUCAUAGACGUGAUCGGAGUUUCUGACAAAACCAUAAGCUCAAGAACCUCAACAAGUAGACCACCAAGGUUGAGGAAACAGAAGAAGAGGACCAAGGAUGGUGAUGCGUCGACUUUGCCAUGCAUAGUGGAGCACUAUAACUAGUACCUCAGAGUUUGAGAACUACUAACUGGCGAGGGUGAAUCUCUCAAUUGGGUUAUUUUCAGCCAACUGGGAUCAGAAGAGACCUAUUACAAGAAAACAUAUGUGUUGUAUCGGUUCACUUAACCGACACUAAAAAUUAGAUUUGCGUUGGAGAUUCGUGUCGGUUAAGGAAUCGACACAAUUUCAGCGGAUUUGUGUGGAUUUUACUCAAACUGGCACAAUUUUUCAUCAAAUUUGAAUUUCACAAAACUCCUAUUCUAUUUUGGUUCUAAACAAUUUAAUGAAUUUCACCAAACUCGAACCUUUAGAGCAAAGAUAAACAAGCCAGAGUGGAUCAUUCUUCUUGCUAUCCAUGAGAGGAUCUACAUGGUAAUAUUGAUUGACUUUCUGAGCACCAUGAAAGUCAAUGAUUUAGGGUGUAGUUGUCAGUUUUUUGAACAUAGAGUUCAUAUUUGGAGGAACAAAAAGGCAUAUGUCAAUUAGGGAAUUUAAGAGGGUGAUGAAUAUCUACCCUCAAGAGUUCGUGGACUUCUCUUCGUGCACGGGUCCUAUAUUGGGGUUGCUUAGUAUUGUCAACGAUCGAGCUAUAAAUUGUAAAGCUCAAGGUUGACACACAUCACACAUCCAAUAACCAACUAUUGAAUAAAGGUUAAAAACAUUU
This is a messenger RNA of Linum trigynum, 8085 nucleotides long. NCBI's taxonomy places the organism in Eukaryota, Viridiplantae, Streptophyta, Magnoliopsida, Malpighiales, Linaceae. The record is from the annotation of a GenBank genome assembly.